Molecule: messenger RNA, 1263 nt
Organism: Myzus persicae (green peach aphid)
Lineage: Eukaryota; Metazoa; Arthropoda; Insecta; Hemiptera; Aphididae
Exons: 4
Coding region: 83-1255 (390 amino acids)
Molecular function (GO): nucleic acid binding
Source: RefSeq, a predicted model, not a curated record
UCGUGAUAUUUACAGUUAGUCCGAUAUAAAUCGCGUGUGCGUUCACAUUUUCAAAUUUCAAUAUUUUAUAAGAGUAUAAGUAAUGGAAAAUAGUACAAAUAUUGGUGAAAUUAUUAAAAGUACCAGAGGCAAAGAUUUAUUAUUAUUUGCAAAUUUUACGUAUCGAAAAGUUCAUGAAUCGAAAAAUGCUUCAGUACGAUGGCGUUGUACUGUCAGAACUUGCACUGCAAAAGUGUAUACUUCUACAGAAAUUAUUGUAGAAAUAGUUGAAAUUGUAAAUGUACAUAACGGGCAUGAUCAACCAAGUAUAGACAGAAAAAUGUUUUCAAAUGGAUGUAAGAGAAAAGCUGUGGAAAAUCUGUAUACUAAACCAAAUUUAAAUUUAAAUUUUGAUUUUUGCGCAAUGGCGUACACAAACAUUGAAUAUGCAGACAUGGUUUUUAUUUUGGGUUUAGCUGAUGGAAAUGGAAAUCUUGCAAUUAUGUUAUGGGCAGAACGAUUUCCUCAGCGCAGAGUACCUCGACCAAAUACUUCUUUAACAGCUUAUCAUCGUCUGAGUGAAACUGGUAACGCGAGACCUGUGAAUGAACUUGGACGCCCGAGAUUUGUACGUAAUGUAGCGAAUGAAGAAUUGGUACUUGAUUUAGUACAUGAGGAUCCGGAACUUAGUGUCCGACGCAUAGCCUUAAGAACUGGGAUUUCUCCAUCAGUAGUAUUGAGAAUAUUACACCAAAAUCACAUGCGCCCUUAUCAUCGACAACGAGUUCAAAAACUAUUACCACAUGACUAUCCUGCUAGGUUGAUUUUUUCACAAACAAUUAUUAGUAAAAUUGCAAUGAAUCCAAAUUUUUUAAAAAAUAUCUUAUUUACUGACGAGGCUGUUUUUACAAAAGAUGGGAUUUUUAAUCAACACAGAUCGCAUUUGUGGUCUGAAGAAAAUCCACACGCUAUUCGUAUAAGGGGUUCCCAGUACAAAUUUAGCAUAAAUAUCUGGUGUGGAUUAGUGGGAAAUACUUUAUUAGGCCCACAUGAAUUACCAGCUAGGUUAAAUGGUCAAGGAUUUUUAUAUUUUAUUGUGCAUCAGCUUCCGGUACUAUUAGAGAACGUACCAUUGGAAGAACAAGAGACAAUGUGGUUCAUGUUAGAUGGCGCACCUCCACAUCAUACAAAUGCAGUCCGACAGCAAUUGCACUAUUCCCUGACAAAAUUAUUGGUAGAGAAGCUGGAAACAACGCUCAAUAUCGUCCAGACAUAAUAUGGCCA